GGCCUGCCACUCCCAGCAUGCCCCAGCCAGGGAUGCUAUCUGAGUCAUGCUGGGAAUUGUAGGCUUGGUUUUUGUUUUUGUUUUUUUUGCUAUCUAGACAUGCGUUGGAUUACAUUCUCUUAAACGUUUUAACUUGUUGGCUCUUUUGUCAGAACUCAUUUCUUAAAAGUCAUAUAUUAUUCUAGUAGUGGCAAUCUUCAUGAGGUUAAAUUCAUCUACCAGAUGGUCCAAACUCUCCACCCUGGCAAGAAACGGCUCGGGACGGGAGGGAGCCCUGCUGGCCAUCCCAGGGCAGCGCUGCCUCUCCCGCGGCGUGCUCGUCGGUAACGUUUGCAGCGGGAAAGGUUUCCCUUCAGACAGCGCGUGUUGUGUUCCUUUCGUUUCGUUUCUUUUUCUUUUUUAAUCCUGGCAGGCUCCUCAGGAGUGUUGUGAGGAGUCUAGCCAGUUGGUGAGCUCGCUAAUCUAAACCAGCUGUCUCCAGACUGUGGCCUCCUAUUUGCAUUGUUUAACAUACUUAGAAAAUGAAGUGUUCAUUUUUAACAUUCCUCUUCCAAUUGGUUUAAUGCUGAAUUACAGAAGAGAACUAAGCAAAACCAGGUGCUUUCGCUGUAUUCUCUCCAGUGUCUGAGGAGGAGCAGACCUCUCCUUCUCCCUUCCCUCUUCUCCCCUCCUUCCUUCCCUCCUCCUUCCUUCCCCUUCUCUCUCUCUCUGUCUCUGUCUCUCUCUCUUUUCCUCUGUUUCUCUAUGAUCUGGUCUUUCAUUUUCCGUAAUAUAAAUGAUGGCAGGACUGAAGUUCUAGCAAAAGGUUGAAUGUACAGAACUAUUUUAUAGCUAUUCUGCUGUGCGGGCACUAUUUUUCUUCCCUCAGCCUCCCUCAUCACUGUUGGACAUGACAGGAUUAAAAAGGAUAUUGACCGUUUUCUUGGUGGCUGGCUGCCUUAUAAGUCGUGGGAGGACACAGCAACAAUGCUCAAAUGGAUUUGAGAUGGACCGUGCCUCAGGCCAAUGCCUAGAUGUUGAUGAAUGUCGGACUAUUGCUGAGGCCUGUAGGGGAGAUAUGGUGUGCGUUAACCAGAAUGGUGGCUAUUUAUGUAUUCCACAAACAAACCCUGUUUAUCGAUCACCCUAUAUGAAUCCUUAUACAUCUAGCAUAUACCCACCACCUCCCGCUCCUGCUCCCGCUCCCAAUUAUCCGACUGCUGCAAGAGCUCCUAUCAUUUGCCGGUUUGGUUACCAAAUGAAUGAAAACAACCAAUGUGUGGAUGUUGAUGAAUGUGCAUCCGAGUCACAUCAGUGCAACCCCACCCAAAUCUGCAUCAACACUGAAGGAGGAUACACUUGCUCCUGUACUGAGGGAUACUGGCUUUUAGAGGGCCAGUGUUUAGACAUAGAUGAAUGUCGCUAUGGCUACUGUCAGCAACUGUGUGCCAAUGUACCUGGCUCUUACUCCUGUACGUGCAAUCCAGGAUUUGUUUUGAAUGUUGACGGAAGAACAUGCCAAGAUGUGAAUGAAUGUACAACUCGCAAUCCUUGCGUGCAAAACUGUGUCAACACUUUUGGUUCAUUUCUGUGCCGUUGUGAUCCUGGCUACGAAUUGGAGGCUGAUGGCAUUAGUUGUACUGAUAUGGAUGAAUGCAGCUUCUCAGAAUUUCUUUGCCAGCAUGAAUGUGUUAAUCAGCCAGGCAGUUACUACUGCUUCUGCCCUGCUGGUUACGUUCUUCUUGAUGAUACUCGAUGCCAAGAUAUUAACGAAUGUGAGGUUGGGAACCACACCUGCACCUUACAGCAAACAUGCUUCAAUGUCCAAGGAGGAUUCAAAUGCCUGGACCCAGUGAGAUGUGAAGAUCCUUACAUCCUGAUCAACGAAAAUCACUGUAUAUGCCCAGCUGAAAAUCCUGGUUGUAGGGACCAGCCAUUCACCAUUUUGUACAGAGACAUGGAUGUGUCGGGACGCACAGUACCCUCAGAUAUAUUUCAAAUGCAAGCCACAUCUCGCUACCCUGGCGCUUAUUACAUCUUCCAGAUAAAAUCAGGAAACGAAGGCAGAGAAUUCUACAUGCGGCAAACUGGACCCAUCAGUGCCACUCUAGUGUUGACCCGUCCUCUGAAGGGGCCACGAGACAUUCAGCUGGACCUCGAGAUGAUCACUGUUAACACUGUCAUCAACUUCAGGGGAAGUUCUGUCAUCCGACUGAGGAUAUAUGUAUCCCAGUAUCCCUUUUAAGCCUAGAGUUUCAUUGCUUUCUUUAAAAGAAAAACAAACAAGCAGCAGUUGAAAAGGACAUUAUCCCUUUUCUGCCAGAACUUUCUUCUCAGGAGUCACUGCAUCUAAUCACUCAACAUGAAAUCAAUAUUAAAACUUUUCACAAUGGCUCAUAUUACAAGGAUGGGCCAGGCUUACUUAUGGGUUGAAGCCACCUGAGCUUUGCAUUGUCAGUGGAUCCCAUAUACAUUUUUUGUUUCCAUUGAUCAUGUGCUGUAUAAAAAUCUUUUGUCUUGCUUUUCAAACUUUUUGUAGGUUGUGAUUAUAAGCUUAAGAAACUGUGAAAAGCUCUCCACCUUUAUAAUGGCAAUGCUGCUUAGCAAAGGCAUCAGAGAAACCAUGGGAAAAGCUGGCUUUGCUUUCUGCUCUCUUCCUUCAUUUUUUAAAAAGAAAGCAAGAAAAUACCUGUGGAAUUGGGGAAGCAUAAAAAAUUCUCUCAAAAACAUCUGUGGAAUCAUCAGUUCUGAUUCUUUUAUGAGUUUAAAUGGAAUUACUCCCCUGUUGGUCUUGGAUCAGGAUCCACAAAACCAUGUUGUUUUACAUAUUUGUAACAGAAUGUUGGGUUUGUGUUUCUUGAACAGUUGUUUCUUGUGUUUCUACCUUUGCAACCCCCUUUUUAAAACUCCAAAAGCAACUUAUAGCACAGAGAACUGAUGGUCCAAAUCAAAAGGUCAGAAUCUCAUUGUGCAUUCCUAAGCUGCCAGGUAUGCAUAAAGUAGAUUUUUGGAUCGCAACUAUUAAGUGUAAUGGAGUUUUGGAGGAAAUAUAAUAGAUGGUGUAUGUAAUGUCCUUUUUCUCUAUUUAUACUUAAGGCUUCCCUAUCACCAGCCACAGGUAGCCUGUAAGACAAUGCUCCUUUAUGGAAUGGGAAAGCAAACACAUGCAGGUCACAUUUCAGCAGCUUUCAUAGAUGUUCUGCAAAGGAAAUCUGGAAUUUCCUUUGUUCCGUUCUGUACAUAGGGAAAACUGUGCAUGUGCAAAAAAGAGGUAUCCCUGGGAGUGGAAUAGCAUAAAACAUAUGUCCAGUACAAAGAAGAUCCUAGUUCAAUUCCUACUAUGUCCACUUAAAGGAUCUCAGGAAGCAGACUGGGAAAGACCUCUGCCUGAUGCCCUUGAGAGCUGCUACCACCAGGAGUAGAGUACCUGGGGCUAUAUGGACCAGUGGCCUGACCUAGUACAAGGCAGCUUGAUAUGUUGAUCCUCAUAAGUACAUAGAACACUUUUCUGUGAGGAAGAGAUACAGGAACUCUGUAUGCAGUAUAUGUAGUAGCUCGUGUGCCAAAAAGUUAUUAUGCCACAAAACAUUUAUUUGCAUUAAUCUCUUAAAUCUUAAGUAUCCCAGGAUGUGAAAUACUGCACUCUCAUCUGUUUCUGUUAGAUUGCUGCUGUGAUUAAACUGUUAGAAAAAAUAACUUACACUCAUUAGCAAUGUAGGAUCUCAGCCUAGUCUUUUGAUGCACAUCCAAAAUAGCUCCUUUUAAUGCAUUUUAAUGUUAGCACAGUAGCUAACAGACCCAUGGCUAGAAAAUGAACUAAUAUGUGACGAAGUUGACUGUACCUCUCCUGGGAUUUUAGAAGAAAAUAGUUGUGGUUGUACACAUAUUUGGAGAACAUAUUUAUGGAAACAAAAAUUGAAACAACUUAUAUUAGGAGUAUAGCUGUGAAUAAGUCUCCUGCCUUACGUUCAAAGCAUAUCUUGUUCCAUUUUUAAGUGUUUGGGCUUUUCUACAUGAGACAUUUAUUGAGCACUCUUGAUUCCUUACAGUUGUUUGCCUACUGUUUAGAGGAUCUCAUGAACCUCCAGUUUCACUUUUGUUUCUUCAGAGAACUUGGGGGCGGGGUUGGAAGGGUAAAAUGAACAGGGAAAAUGGCACUCUAGCUCCUGGUGUACUUGUGCUAUAGCAAAGCUCCCUCUCGAAGUUGUGUAACUGAAAAGCAGGAAAGGAGGAGCUCCCUUUGAUCUCAGUGCUGCAAUGAAACCAAAAACAUGUUCAGUAUUUUAAGCUUCCCAAGCACUUCUUCAAAGCAAGCAAAGAUGUGUGGCACAAAACAAAGUAAGAAUUAUAUGUAUUGCAUAUAUAGGUUUGGACUCUCAUUAAAUGCCAUCUUAAGCAACUAACAACACAAUCUAUUUUGGAUUCCCAUAAUCCUUAUGAUUCAGAGGAUUACAGGCAAUCCAUCAAAAGCAGGAGAAAUAUGGAACUGAAAAUUGCCAGGAUACCUUAUACCAUGAUGAAACGUCAUUCCUUCCCUCCAUAAUGCCCCCACUAGCAGCUCUAAGGUUGAUUUUACAACCUCAGAGCUACAGCAGGUAAGGAAAGAACAGUCCUGGCUGCAAGGGAGGAUGCUCCAAAUCCAGAAUCCCAGCUCCAACACUGGAGCAAUACUUCCAGGGUUGGGGCUGGAAUGCAGAAUUUUCCUAUGACUAAUCAGACAGUAUCUCCUGCUCAUAGGAAAUAUAGUUUCAAAAAUAUACUAUUUGAACAUUCUGUCACCCAUUUUGUUGAGCCGGCGCAUCAAGAAAAAUGUAUACACCAUAUAUAAAUAUGAUUUGAGCCUCUAGCUUAAAUAUGUGAAUUAACAAGGUUGAAACAUUCUAAUAUGGUUUUCCAUGAGUUUCCACUCCCUUUGGAAUGCAACAGUGAACUAUGGUUUAGCAUUAUGUCCAUGAACAGUAGCAAGUGUCAGACUUCUACACUUCUCCCAACCCAUUCUUUUCAGUGUGAUUGUGAGCAGGAAAUUGGAAGCAUUUGCUUCCUGUUCUAAGCUAACCAGCAUUUCUUGUUAUUGCCAAACUUGAAGAAAACUCUGGUUAGUUUAAACUAUAAAAUAGUGUUUCCAUGUCCUGACUUAUUGGCAAAACAGUAAACCAAUCCUGAGUUAUUGCAGUUCAAGUGAACAAAAAAUGGGAUUUUAAAAAAUGGUUUAAGUUUAAACCAGAACCAUGCUGAAUGAGAGAAAAGGCCCAUCUACUGCUCUGUUGAGAAAGGGUCCAGCAAGCGGCUUCUGGGAAGUACACCAGUAGCUCUUGAGUGCAGUAGCAUCCUCCUGAUGAUCAUGUUCUGUAGCGACUGGCAUACAUAGGCAUGCUAUUUCCUUUUCUGGAAGCAGCACGUACCCAUCACAACUAGUAGCCACUGAUAGCCUAGUCCUCCAUGAAUUUGUAUAGUCUCCAUUUAAAGCCAUCUAAGUUGGUGACCAUCCCUGCAUCCUGUAGAAGUGAAUGCCACAAUUUAACUAUGUACUGCGCAAAGUACUUCUUUUUAUCUGUUCUGAAUCUCCUACAGUUCAUCUUCAUACAUGAUUCCAGGUUCUAGUAUUUUGAAAGAUUCUAAAAGCCUCAUAUUAUGGGUGUAUGCAUUUUUUCCCAUACCAUGCAUAAUUUUGUAAAUAUCAUGUCUCCCCAUUGCCUUUUUUCAAAGCUAAACUAUCCCAGAUGCUGUAAUCUUUUAGAUUGGGGAGUUACUUCACCACCUUGAUAAUUUUGGUGCCUCUUUCCUGCACCUUUCCAACCAUAAUAUGUACAUUUUCGAGACCUGUAGACCAGAACUGUAUGCAGUAUUCCAAGUGUGGUCGCACUAUAGUUUUGUAUAAGGGCAGCACGAUACUGGUGGUUUUAUUUUUGAUUCCUAUUCUAAUUGUGCUUAACAUAGAAUGUGUCUUUUUUCCAGAGCAACCACACACUGUGUCGACACUUUCCUCAAGCUGUCCACCACAAUCCCAAGAUCUCUUUCUUGCUCAGUUAACAAUAUUAUUAUUGUCAUGUAUUUCAUUUUUAUACCACCCCACAACCAAAGCUUUUUGGGCAGUUUACAACUGUUGCUAAACAGUUAAUAAAAAUGCAGACAAUAAAAAUGCAACAAGAAUCAGAAAAAGUUUAAAACCACUAAAAAAGACCAUAACAAAAAGAAACUCAGCAGAAACACGAGGGUAGAAAUACUAGUAGCUCAGUUCCCAUCAUCAUACAUAUGAAGAUGGUAUUUUUUGUACCAACAUCCACUAUUGUACACUUGCUUUCUUAAACACAUUCACCACUUUAAUGCCCAUUAUUUUAACCAUCCUGAGCAAUUCAGUUAUAACAGAAAACUUGGCCUCUUCACUGCCCACUUCUCAUUCCAAACCCAAGGCUCACUGUUACUCUUGCACAUAUUAAACCAUAGUUUAUUGUUAUGUCUUGAAGAGACUGUUAUAUGUGUAUGUGGGCUCAAAUGUCCUACUUGUAGGUUUCCCAUGAACAGCUGGUUAGCCACUGUGCGCAAAGAAUGCUGGAUGGGAUGGACCCUUAAUCUGAUCCAGCACAGCUCUUCUUAUUUCUUAACAUACAGCAGUUGUGUAGUACCCAGAUGUAUAUCUACUGCUACUAAAAUGGCUUUUCCCCCUAGCUCUCAAUAGUAUUUGCAGUUGUUGGGAAAAUGCUACGUUUUCUUGAGCCAGUACUUGCAUUGCAAUGAUUAUCUCUUCCUGACACCCUCCUCUUACUUCCCUCUUUCUACUGCAUUGUGCCAUGAUGAAAUAUUGCAAUGCAAUCAUAAUCAGUGCUACUUCAAGUGAAAUAUUCCUAUGGAAAACAUACAAAAGAAAUUAUUAAUCUCCUGGCAAGUUCUCCAUUAACACCCUGCUGAAAUGACAUUAAUAAGUAAAUAAAAUAAGCCUGUAACACUGGUGGACUUGUGUGGUUGUUAUCCAUUUCAGUGGGGCUUAUGAAGGAGAAUUUCUUAAUGUAUUGUGUUGUUUGACCACAAUCACAGAGGUCACAGCACAUGACUUCUUGUUUCUUCGUUUGCUACAAAAUGCUUACCUCCCUUUCACCCUCCUAUACGUAGGUAAUUACUUAACUCAGAGAAUGGUCAGAUGAUCGUCUUCGAUUUUUGUUGUUGUUGAGCCUGAAAUACUUUAUACAGACCAGCAUAUUGAGCCAUAGCUGUAAUAAUCUUAGAUUUGUGAAAAAAUCUACCAUAUCUGUAAAAAUGCCUUUGGUUUUUUUUUUUUUUUUUUUAGAAAUUAGCAAUCAACCCUUUGGAUUCAUGAUCUAAAAUCUUCUUUACUUAAGACCUGAUGAGUCCCUCACCACUGAAACUCUGAACAGUUUAGAAGGCAUCCAAACCUGCAAUAUACGGGGCAUCCGUUCAAAAAUACAUUUUCUGCCUUUAUUUCUUAGUCCUUAAAAAGGCUUUGAGGCUUGAUUUUCCUAUGCCUUAGCCCUUGCUGCACGGUGACUCAGGAUACAGCAUCAUUGUUCUUCACUAGUGCGCAGUGGCUAUACAUCUUAAUGUAUUCACUACUUUUUGACAAGACUUCUGCAUUCUCAGUGUUUAAGAAUCCUAUGAUUCUAAACAAUUCUGGAACCUUGAAACAAGGUCAAUAAGCAAAAAAAAAAAACCUAGGUUUUUUUUGGGGGGGGGCAAUUGUACAGAAAUGCAAUCAAAAGGCUUUGACACAAGAACAAAUUACAAGAGUCCCAACAGUCUCAUUACCCAUGUGUAUGGGUCCACCAAACAUGUACAUGGAUGUUCAAGGAGAUGAAACAGGCCUCCAUUGGGUCCUAUAGAUUCUUUGUAUAGGAGCACUAUAGCCACAGGGGACUGGAUCGUGUUCAUUGUGUUAUAUGUUGCUUUUGAUUGAUGAAACUGUCAAUAGUGCACUCUUAUAUGACAGUGCAACUAUGCAAAGCAGAGAAGGCUUUGGCUCAAAAUCACAUUGAAAAGUUACUACAUCAGAAAGCUACUGAUGUGGCAAUUAUUCUGGCCACCAUUAAGUUAACUGCUUAUAAUCAAAGGCAGAAAUGCAUUAGUAGGCCUACAAAACAUUCCUUUCUUUGAUUUUAAAAGGGAUGCUUCCUCUUCAAGUGGGGUAAUACUGAGUCAAUAAUGUGGUUUUUGGGAACAGCAUUAUCAUUGCAAUAAAUGGCUAGUUUGUAUAUCUGUCUCAGGAAGAGAGAGAACAAAGCAGCUGUUAAAAUAUUUAUGAAUGCCCAAGUUAUUCUGCAAGAAGCUACAAGGAAGAAGACUAAAUUAUACUUUGUUUUGGUAAUAUUAGUAAUCAUCUUUUAAUUAUUUACAUAUUCACAAACAGGCCAUUUGAAGUCAAGAAAAUAGGUCUGGUUUCCAGAUUAUAGCUUAUGUCUGCAACUAUUUCCCAGGGGCAAAUAAAAUAAAUCUUAUUCUUUACUCCAUUGCAAUGCACCUCACAUGUGCCUGCUAAUUAAUAUAUAACCAAUAAAAUAUCCAUUAUUAAGACAGGCAGGCUACAUACCUAUCUGGAAGAAGGGCUCCCCCAACAUUCCUUUCAGGAUGGGCUGGGCCAGCAAAUGUUAGAGACUACCCACUAUAUGUGAAUCAAAGGGUAGCACUUUAUCCCCUCUAAGAUGAAGUUGCAACAAAAUUAAAGGAUUCACUUGGAGGCACACUGUGAUGGAGGGUGCAUCUGGAGGUUUUUCUUAUAACCCCCAAAAUUGAAGAUUCACAACUAUCAUAAUCACAUCAGCCUAGUCUCUUAUUUUGUGUAGCUCUAUAAAAGGACAUUUUUGGAGGGUCAGUAAAAUUGGGUAUUUCAUUCUUCCCUGUUUACUUUCACAUGCCAUACUUCAUUACUAGUUUGCAUCAAAAAAGGGAAGCUGCAAUUUAUGCUAGGCAACUUUGUUUUUGAUUCUUUCAUAUAGAAACCCUUAUUCAUUUGUAUCUGAAACCAAUCAGUUAAAAAUUCUUAUUUUUUUAAAGAAUGCAAAGGAACACAGCAUUGAAUAUGCCAGUAUGGGAUUGUUCUUUAAAAGCUUUGUACACAAAAAUUGAAAAAAAAUCAUUUUCAAUAAAAUUAUACAUGAA
This is a messenger RNA of Varanus komodoensis (Komodo dragon), 9084 nucleotides long. RefSeq names its product fibulin 5 (gene FBLN5). Lineage: Eukaryota; Metazoa; Chordata; Lepidosauria; Squamata; Varanidae. The transcript has 11 exons. Bases 890 to 2224 code for a protein of 444 amino acids. Gene Ontology annotation, molecular function: calcium ion binding. The record is from RefSeq and is a predicted model, not a curated record.